Messenger RNA from Acanthopagrus latus (yellowfin seabream), 5076 nucleotides. RefSeq names its product adaptor related protein complex 4 subunit epsilon 1 (gene ap4e1). The transcript has 21 exons. Lineage: Eukaryota; Metazoa; Chordata; Actinopteri; Spariformes; Sparidae. Gene Ontology annotation, cellular component: membrane coat; AP-4 adaptor complex. Gene Ontology annotation, molecular function: cargo adaptor activity. The record is from RefSeq and is a predicted model, not a curated record. Gene Ontology annotation, biological process: intracellular protein transport; receptor-mediated endocytosis. Bases 200 to 3610 code for a protein of 1136 amino acids.
GAGCCUUGGUCAGUCUGCUGAAUCAAAACAAUGGCCGACUGUCAGGCUAGCAUUUUACUUCUUUUGAUCUAUUUAAGUGUUUAACAGAUGACUUUCACUUACUCUGUGUAAUAAACUCUCACUGGGAUGGAUAGAUGAGUUAAUAAGUGGCUUUUGAAAGAAAACAUUCAGCUGCCAAGCCGCGCUUCUCGCUGCCAAAAUGAGCGAUGUUGUGGAGAAGACCCUGACAGCUCUGCCGAGCCUCCUGUCUUUAGACUCUCAGCCUGGAUCUGCAAAACUGUCCUCCACCUCAAAACUAGGAAACCUCAUCAGAGGUAUCACUGAGCUGACGUCCAAACAUGAGGAGGAAAAACUUAUUCAGCAGGAAUUAGCAUCUAUCAAAGAACAGGUGUCCUCCCCCAACACCUCCAUGAGGCAGAUGAAGGAGCUGAUGGUAAGAGCGAUCUACUGCGAGAUGCUCGGUUAUGAGGCUUCAUUCAGCUACAUUCAUGCCAUCAAACUGGCUCAACAAGGCACCGCUCUGGAGAAAAGAGUUGGUUAUCUUGCUGUGUCUUUGUUUCUGAACGAAAGUCAUGAGCUGCUCCUUCUCCUCGUGAACACCGUAUUAAAGGAUCUUCAGAGCACGAACCUCAUCGAAGUGUGCAUGGCUUUAACUGUCGUAAGCCAAAUGUUCCCCAAAGACAUGAUUCCUGCAAUCCUUCCUCUGGUUGAAGAGAAACUUAAUCACCCAAAAGAAAUCAUACGACGAAAAGCAGUCCUGGCACUGUAUAAAUUCUACUUAAUCGCACCAAAUCAAGUUCAACACAUCCACAACAAGUUCCGCAAAGCUCUGUGUGACAAAGAUCCUGGUGUCAUGACCGCUUCACUACACAUCUACGCACAGAUGAUCCAGGAGAAGCCAGAGGGUUAUAAGGACCUGACAGCAAGUUUUGUCACCAUACUGAAGCAAGUGGUGGGAGGAAAACUGCCCAUGGAUUUUAACUAUCACAGUGUCCCAGCUCCAUGGCUGCAGAUUCAGCUCCUCAGAAUUCUGUCUUUACUUGGGAAAAAUGACCAGAGUACAAGUGAGAUCAUGUAUGAAGUCCUCGACGAGUCUUUACGAAGAGCAGAGAUGAAUCAUAACAUCACCUAUGCAAUAUUAUAUGAAUGUGUAAAAUGUAUUUACACAAUUCAUCCCAAAUCUGAUCUUUUGGAAAAAGCUGCAAAGUGCAUCGGCAACUUUGUUCUCUCGCCAAAGAUUAAUCUCAAAUAUCUUGGCUUGAAAGCCCUCACCUACGUGGUCCAGCAGGAUCCUAAACUGGCCCUGCAGCAUCAGAUGACCAUCAUUGAAUGUCUCGAUCAUCCAGACCUCAUCAUCAAGCGCGAGACACUGGAGUUGCUCUUUCGCAUCACUAAUGCCCAGAAUGUCACAGUCAUUGUCGAGAAGAUGCUGGAUUUUCUGCGCAUCAGUGAAGACGACUACACAACCAUUGACCUGGUGGGGAAGGUGGCAGAGCUGGCAGAAAAAUAUGCCCCAGACAAUGAGUGGUUCAUUGAGACCAUGAACACGGUGUUUUCAGUGGGUGGAGACAUGAUGCAGCCUGACAUCCCAAACAGUUUCCUUAAACUGCUGUCUGAAGGGUUUGACAGCGUGGAGGAAGACAAGAAGUUGAGGCUGUUUGCUGUGGAUUCAUAUGUUUCUCUGCUGCAAGGAGAGCCAGAUAAACUGCCACAACGCUUCCUCCAAGUCAUAAGCUGGGUCCUCGGUGAAUACUCCUAUUUGAAGGAGGAACUUCAACCAGCCACAGUCCUGAGGCUGCUGUCCAAACUGUUGGACAUGAAGAACACCAGCAGUGAAACAAAGAGCUGGAUCCUCAUGGCGAUGACCAAGCUCUGUGACGGUGAGGCAGGUGUGUCUGUGGCUCAGGAGGUUUCUGAAACAUACAGCAGCUCCCUGGACACAGCGCUGAGACAGAGGGUUCAUGAGCUGCAGUACCUCAGCCAGAAUCCUGAGCUACGAAGCAAGGUUCUACCUCGGGACGCCGGCCUGGAACCCCUGGAGGUGGAUUCCUCUCUAUCAUUUCUGGAUGGAUUUGUGUCAGAGGCGUUGGCUGCUGGCGCUGCUCCAUACAAGCCUCCUCAUCAAAGGCAGGAGGAACUAGCUCAGGCAAAAGCGUUGAGCCUGGAGCCAUACGGCCUGUCCCUGCCCAUCAGCAUUUCCUCCUGCAGCAUUGCAGACAGACAGUCUCCUACACUGUUGUCCAUCAGCUCUGGGCUGUCAGGCGAUAGCACCGACCUCUCACUUAAAGGAGGCUCUACAACUCUGAAGCUGGAUGGUGUGAAGAGAGUGUGGGGGAAGGAAGGCUACCUGGCGCAGAGGGAACCUCUGGAGGAGGCAGCAGCUCAGGUUGAGGUUCCCAGUCCACUGCGGUCACCCAGCCAGACGGGAGAGGCUGAUAAUUCACACAGCCAGACUCCCAUUCCGAUACCGACCCCUGAGCCUGAACAAGAGAAACAGCAGCUGGCCUCUUCGCUGUUCGUCGGCCUGAGCUCCCACAGCUCUGUGUCACUGAUGGGAAAAUCAGAGCCGACACCCCAGAGAUUCAGGAGAAAAGCCAAAAGUCCGAGCUCGUCCUCGGAUGCCAGCGAGCGAAUCUCCAACUCCCUCGUCUCUUCCACGAGCGCGGUGGAUAACUUGCUGUGUGACACCCUCCUUGACACCUCAGAGCUGGCUGUUCCUUCACCCUCACUGACAUCCCAGCUUUCUCAGAGCCUCACUACUGCAAAUGGCACCUGUGAUGUACAGUUAACUGAUGGUGGCGCAAAGGGAAGUAGCCCCACCCUUGUUAGGGAUAAUGGUGUUGCUGGACCUGCUGAUUCAACUCCACACAAAGACCCGGACAGGCCUAAAGACUUGUGUCUAAGUUCUCAUCUUCCUGCAGAGCUUGCUGGACUGUCCCACUCUGAAAUCACUCCUCUGUGCUCCGACCAAAGCCUGGAUCUCUCAGUCUGUCAUGUGCAGAAAGAGGCGUAUUUAGCACUGGUUAUUUUCAUGUACAACUCCUCUUCCUCUGACAUUCAACAGAUACUACUUGAAGUUGAUUCUGAUGAACUUGAGGUGUCCUGUGUGUGUGACAGUGCAGUGCAGGAGGUGAGAAGCCUCAGCGUUGCAGCGUGUCAGUAUUCUCUAACAGUGAAGAGGCCUUCAGUCCACGUUGAGGUGGUUGGGAUUGUUUCGUACCAGUUGCCUGUUGGGACGGAUCAGUCAGUGCAGUUCUCACACAAACUGCCUCUAACCAGCUUUAUCAGACCACUGACUGUGUCCACGGAGGAGUACGGGAAAAUGUGGCUGGACUUCUCCAACGAUACAAAGCAGAACCUGACGCUGAUAAGUGACGGGCAGGAGUCUCUCACAGCCACUCUGAAUGUGCUGAAGAAGAAACUUCAGCUUCAUGUCGUGGAAGUCAUAGGUGUGGAAGGGAUUGUAGCUUGCCGGCUCCACCAGGAUCAGCCAUGUCUGAUGCACUGUCGUGUACAUGCGGGAACACUGGCGGUGUGGCUGCGCUCUCCAGUCCCUGACCUGCCCGACUGCCUGAUCUACCACUGUCAGAGAGCUUUACAGGAGCACUAAGCCUCGACUGCAGUGCCACCACUGACGAUACUGAGCAACACCACCUACUUACCCACGGAGGGUACACAGAGCAGAAAUGCAGAACAGAACAGGAGACAGCGCAGAGCGUCUGAUGUUGUGCAUUCUCAUCUUUAUAUCGGAGUGUUUACCAUUUUUCUCUCUCUUCCACUAUACACGCAAUUUCUUUUCAACUAUUAGAAUGGUGGACUUAUUUAUAGGAUCACAAUUGUUUGAAAAUCAUGGUUGGAAAGAAGCUCGGGGCCAAGAGAUUAUGUUGUAGCAUUCUGUGUGAUGUUUCAGAAAAACACUUAUGUCUUAAAAUGAUGACAGGGCUCCAUGAGGACUUGAAAACUUGACUGAGUGAAAUUAAUACUAAAUACGAUAUUCUCAGUAUAAGGGGAGACUCAUGUAUGCCUCCAGUUAUUUUUUUGUGGGAUAUCUGACUUUGAAGUAUUUACCAGCUGCGACAGUAUCUGCUUGUAAUGUUUUUUGACCCUGUGAGUCUGUGUGUUUCGAACAUAACAGUCAUUACAGUGUUCAUUUGGAUUUGAGUCUGACAAAAACAUAAAUGUUAAACUCAAUUAUUCAUUUAGCAUCUUGAAGCAUCAAGCUCAUCACUUCUGACUGAAGCAAUAAUCAGUGAAAUGAAAAGAACGUACCAAAUUCAUUGUUCAUUAUCACUCAUAUGAACUUGGACAAACCAUUAUAGGAGAAUUUAAAGUACACUAAACGCUUCAAGUAACAUCCGGAGGAAAGCUGCUUUUCAAGAAACCUGCUCGUCUUCACUGCUGAGUACAAAGAAGUUUACAUCCUGUUUGGAUCAUGCUGACAUUAACCUCUGACUGCAGCAGUUACAUGUAUUUCUUACAUCUCUGAUGAAAGUAUUUUGUGUUAAUGUAUUGGUGAGGAUCUCACUGCACUGUUCACGUUGCUCAUUUGUCAUCAUGAUGAGAAGCAUUUCAGUUUUCAUGUUUUGCAGAUGCUGCCUUCUUUCUGUGUGACUGAUUAUCUAUGCACUCAUGUGUCUAGUCCGUCAGUUUGGGUGAGUGGUAGAUUUUAGUGGUCUUUGAUUAUUAUAUUUUUGUAUCGAUGCAGUAUUAAAUACGUAUUUAUUGGAUUUAUAUUCUUACAGAAAAUAUUUUAUAUUCAUUUCUCUGAAAGAAAAAAAGGAAUCCUUGUGCUCCAUGUACUGUUUGAUUGUGCUGUUUCAGGUUUGAUUUGGCUCGGCCUGUUUUAUUUAAUUCAGCCUGAGGGAAAGUUUACCUUGCUCUUUUUUUUUUUUGCUUGUGUUCUGAUUUGAAGCACAGCGGGAAGCUUACAAUGUGUCCAAAUCUCAACUUUAACCUAACGCCUUAUGUUCUAAUGCCAAGGUGGCGUGUUUGAUUUGUGCCUGUGGUACAGCUUGUUUCUUAGAGUGCCUGUCACUACAUUCUGCUAACUUAAUAAAUUCAACAUGUGUAAAUUCA